This is a messenger RNA of Trichoderma gamsii, 588 nucleotides long. Its product is annotated as alcohol dehydrogenase. Gene Ontology annotation, molecular function: oxidoreductase activity, acting on NAD(P)H. The transcript is spliced from 2 exons. NCBI's taxonomy places the organism in Eukaryota, Fungi, Ascomycota, Sordariomycetes, Hypocreales, Hypocreaceae. Bases 1 to 588 code for a protein of 195 amino acids. The record is from RefSeq and is a predicted model, not a curated record.
AUGCAAAUUCACGAAUCCCAAAUCCCCAAACCAAAAUCUACACAGGUGUUGAUCAAAGUGAUGGUGUCGGGUUCGAAUCCGAAAGACUGGAAAGGGCCAACUCCUAUCCCCGCACAGAACAACACGAAUACAGGCGACGAUAUCGCUGGAAUCAUUGAGGCUGUCGAUUCAUCGGUUGUCGAGUUUGGGCCUGGUGAUCGUAUUGCAAGCUUACACAAGCUCAAGACCCUUCAUGGAUCCUAUGCUGAGUAUGCAUUAGGGGAGGAAUAUAGCACGAUCAUGCUGCCUGAGAACGUGAACUUUGAAGAAGGGGCAACGAUCCCACUGGCAGCGAUGACUGCCGCAAUCGGGCUGUUCAAUAGUCUUGCUUUGCCGGAACCUUGGUGCCAACAUGAGACAUUGAGAGAGCAGGUGAAAGGUGGUGCUGUGGUUUACGGCGCCGCCAGUGCCGUCGGAUCUUUUGCCAUUAAACUCUUGCGAAAAGCCGAUAUCCACCCAAUUAUAGCUGUUGUCGGGGGAGGGAUAUCAUAUGUCGAAGGCCUUAUUGAACGAAACAAGGGCGAUGUGAUUAUUGACUAUCGUGAAUGA